GCAGUCCCGCCGGAGGUUUCGGAAGAUCAACCAGAGGGGCGAGCGUCAGACCAUCACUGACAACGUGGAUUCCAGCAGUUACCUGUCGGAAUUGCUGCUGCUGCUGCUGCUAACUCACUGCAAUACUGAAAACUACUCAGAUACAGUGGAAGCUGUAAUCGAAUUCAGUGUGAAAUUCAAGCCUGAGAAGUUGCAUGCAUCCUAAGAAAUGGCUUUUCUUGUUCGAUGUUAUGCCAACUGCCUGCAACCGUGGGCCUCCAAACUUCCGGCUGAUCUCACCAAGAUGCAUCUCACCGACAACCCCCAUCCUCAGGUGACUCACGUCCCUUCAAGCCAGUCAGGAUGUAGCAUCGCCAGCGACUCUGGGAGCAGCAGCCUAUCUGAUAUUUAUCAGGCUACAGAAAGUGAGAUGGGAGACGUUGAUUUAACAGGUCUUCCAGAAGCACCUGUAGAUUCUGAGGAUGAAGAAGAGGAGGAGGAUGAAGACAUUGACAGAACUUCAGAUCCGCUUCUGGGGCGAGAUGUUGUACGAGAGUGCCUUGAGAAAGAGCCUGCAGAUAAAACUGAUGAUGAUAUUGAGCAAUUACUGGAAUUCAUGCAUCAACUCCCUGCCUUUGCAAACAUGACUAUGUCUGUGAGGAGAGAACUUUGCUCGGUGAUGAUAUUCGAAGUAGUAGAGCAAGCAGGAGCCAUCAUACUUGAAGACGGCCAAGAACUCGAUUCUUGGUAUGUUAUUUUAAAUGGCACAGUGGAAAUCAGCUAUCCUGAUGGGAAGAGUGAGAGUCUCUGUAUGGGAAACAGUUUUGGGAUUACUCCCUCUCUGGACAAACAGUACAUGAACGGAGUGGUCAGAACCAAAGUAGACGAUUGUCAGUUUGUGUGUAUAGCCCAGCAAGACUACUGGAGGAUUCUGAACCAUGUGGAAAAAAACACUCAUAAAGUGGAGGAAGAAGGAGAAAUUGUUAUGGUAAAGGAGCACAGGGAGCUGGAUCGCAGUGGAACCAGAAAAGGACACAUAGUUAUCAAGGCAACACCCGAGCGACUCAUCAUGCACUUAAUAGAAGAACAUUCUAUUGUGGAUCCAACCUACAUCGAAGAUUUCCUUCUAACCUACAGAACAUUUCUAACAAGCCCCCUGGAAGUUGGAAAUAAACUCUUGGAAUGGUUCACAGUGGACAGCCUCAGGGAUAAGGUUACCAGAGUGGUCUUACUGUGGGUAAACAAUCAUUUUAAUGACUUUGAAGGAGAUCCUGCUAUGACUCGGUUUCUGGAAGAAUUUGAAAAGAACUUGGAAGACACGAAAAUGAAAGGACAUCUCAGACUGCUGAAUAUUGCCUGUGCUGCCAAAGCAAAAUGGAGACAAAUUACCCUGCAAAAGCCUUCUAGAGAUUCGCCACUGUUUUUCAGCCUUCUUGGAGGAAGCGACAAGGGGUUUGGUAUCUUUGUAGAGACUGUGGAAGCAGGCAGUAAAGCAGCAGAAGCUGGUCUCAAGCGUGGGGAUCAGAUAAUGGAAGUAAAUGGACAAAAUUUUGAGAACAUUACCUUUGUAAAAGCUCUGGAAAUCUUAAGGAACAACACUCAUCUCUCCAUUACUGUAAAAACAAACAUUUUUGUGUUUAAGGAGCUGCUCUGCAGGAUAGGACAAGAGAAGAAUGGAAUUCCACAUAUUCCAAAAAUUGCAGAAAAGAAAAACAACCGUUACUCCAUCCCAGAUAUGCCUGGAGAUGUGGAACAGAUGUUUCCCCGUGAAAAAGGAAACAAGAAAAUGAAAGCAAACACUGUGUCUGGUGGGAGAAACAGGAUCAGGAAAAUUUUAGACAAAACCCGAUUCAGCAUCUUGCCUCCAAAACUGUUCAGUGAUGGGAGCGUGAGCCAGUCGCAGGACGACAGCAUCGUUGGGACCCGGCAAUGCAGACACAGCCUGGCCAUCAUGCCUAUUCCGGGAACGCUCUCAUCCAGUAGUCCUGACCUGUUGCAGCCUACAACUAGUAUUCUGGAUUUCUCUAAUCCUUCAGAUAUUCCGGAUCAAGUAAUAAGAGUUUUCAAAGCAGAUCAGCAGAGCUGUUACAUUAUCAUCAGCAAAGACACUACAGCAAAAGAGGUUGUGAGUCACGCCGUCCACGAAUUCAACUUGACAGGAGCCCCGGAGACCUAUUCCCUCUGCGAAGUGUCUGUCAGCCCCGAGGGAGUCAUCAAACAACGGAGACUCCCAGAUCAGUUCUCAAAAUUGGCCGACAGGAUUCAACUCAAUGGACGGUAUUAUCUAAAAAACAACAUGGAGACAGAGACCUUAUGCUCAGAUGAGGAUGCUCAAGAGCUCCUGAGAGAAAGCCAAAUUUCCCUCUUGCAGCUGAGCACCAUCGAGGUUGCCACUCAGCUUUCCAUGAGGGACUUUGAAUUAUUUCGCAACAUUGAGCCUACAGAAUACAUCGAUGACCUUUAUAAGCUGGACUCCAAAACAGGAAAUGCUCACCUGAAACAGUUUGAAGAUGUCAUAAAUCAAGAGACGUUCUGGGUUGCCAUGGAAAUUUUAGCAGAGCCCAACCAACUCAAAAGAAUGAAGAUUAUUAAGCAUUUCAUUAAAAUUGCCCUCCACUGUCGAGAAUGCAAGAACUUCAAUUCCAUGUUCGCGGUUAUAAGUGGGUUAAACCUGGCACCAGUGGCGCGUCUCAGAGGCACUUGGGAGAAGUUACCGAGCAAGUAUGAGAAGCACCUCAGAGACCUUCAAGAUCUUUUUGAUCCAUCUCGAAACAUGGCAAAAUACCGCAACAUCCUUAGCAGCCAGAGCAUGCAGCCUCCAAUUAUUCCACUUUUUCCUGUUGUCAAGAAGGAUAUCACGUUUCUGCAUGAAGGGAAUGAUUCUAAGGUGGAUGGCCUGGUAAAUUUUGAGAAACUCAGAAUGAUUGCCAAAGAAAUUCGCCAAGUUGUCAGGAUGACCUCUGCAAACAUGGAUCCGGCUGUAAUGUUCAGACAAAGAUCUCUGAGUCAGGGCAGCACAAACUCGAACAUGCUGGAUGUACAGGGAGGCGCUCACAAAAAACGCGCCCGACGCAGCUCACUCCUGAACGCCAAGAAGCUGUACGAGGAUGCCCAGAUGGCGAGGAAGGUGAAGCAGUACCUGUCCAACCUGAAUGUAGAGACAGAUGAAGAAAAGAUCCAAAUAUUGUCACUUCAGUGUGAGCCUGCCUAUAGCACUCUGACAAAGAAUUUAAGUGAGAGAAGAGGAGCGAAAUCCUCAGAAAUGUCUCCAGUACCCAUGAGAUCAAUUGGCCAAACCGCUAAAGCCCAUCAGCAUCAGCAAAACAGGAUGAGUCAAGUUCUUCAGGUUCCAACGGUGAAUUUAUACCCCAGUAGGAAAAAGGGACUGACGAAGGAUCAUGUCACAUUCAGUACAGGCUCCCCACAGAAGUCAUUAAGCUUGUCUGAGGAAGUCAGUAGUAAGAAGCAAACAGAUGACACGAUGUCCAUGGCAUCUUCUUUGCACUCCAGCCCACCUGCUUCUCCUCAGGGCUCUCCCCGCAAAGUUGGUAACAUCCAAAGGUCGGAUAACUGCAGUCAGAUGAAUCUCUCUGGCUCUUCCUCAUCACUUGCCAGUGAAGCCAGCAACAAGAACAGUGGACAACGCAGCUACGGAAUAGGCUAUGCCCUCAUACCUUCCACUAAAUCUGAUAACUUCUCGGACUCCAGUCACAGUGAGAUUUCAUCCCGGUCCAGCAUCGUGAGCAACUGCUCAGUGGACUCGAUGUCGGCAGCGCUGCAGGAUGAGAGGAGUUUGUCCCAGUCUCUCAUUGUGGUGGAUUCAGGGGGGGCAGAGAGAAAGGAGCAUCCUCAGCCGCUGGCUGAUUAUGGCCAGCCGUGCCCGGGCUGGUCAAUCACCAGGCCUGCUCUCAUCAGAGGGAUGGCUUUCACAUCCUCCAUGAGCAACGAGGAGAUCUCCCAUGAACAUAUCACGGUAGAGGCUGCAGAUAGCGGCCGGGGAAGCUGGACUUCAUGCUCAAGUAGUUCUCAUGACAACUUCCAGAAUAUCCCAAACCAGAAGAGCUGGGACCUCCUCAAUUCUUACCGUCACACCCAGCUGGACGGACCUAUAGCCGAAGUCGAUCCCACAAACUGUUACUCUGAGGAGGCUUAUUUGUAUUCUGAAGCCUUUUCCAAAGCUAACAGGCAGUCGAAAGCCAGUGUGGAGCUUGAUCAGUCUCGGCAGAGCUGGGCCUCCUCCAGCUCGCUGUCAGACACCUAUGAAACAAACUAUGGGACAAUUAAGCGGAGGGGGCUGGAGAACUCUACAGCAGAGCAGACGGAGGUUUUGGACUCUAAACCAGGCGCUGAUACAACUUACAAAACUGUUACUUCGAGUACAGAAAAAGGCCUGAUAGUGUACUGUGUCACCUCACCUAAGAAGGACGAUAGGUAUAGGGAGCCACCGCCCACCCCUCCGGGAUAUAUGGGGAUUUCUUUAGCGGACAUAAAGGAAGGAUCGCCCCACCACCCACACCUAAAACCUCCAGACUAUAGUGUGGCAGUGCAGAGGUCAAAGAUGCUGCACAGUGACCUCUCUAGACUUUCAUCAGCUUCUCUCGGUAGUGAACCGGUGGCCUGUAUUUCAUCGAAGAUGCCUCAGUGGCAUAGUCGGCAGCCGUCCAACCCCAAGCUAGCAGAUAUGGCUGACGCAGAUAGUGAAGAGGAUGAAGAUGAACAAGUAUCGGCAGUCUAACCGUUGGGCUGUUUGUGUAAACCACAACACAAGGGAUGCGGGGAGAAGGGCCACGUGAUUCUGUUAGCCAACGCUAACAACUUGCUGCUACUAACCUCAGACGUUGUGUUUGCCUCUGUCGCGGACGAGAUGGAACGGGUUGGAUCACGUCUCUCUACCUUACUUCAGUCUGCCACCGCCUAGGAAAGCUAUUUCUGCCUGUGAAAUAGAAAACCCUUUUCAAGGAGCGUAGUGACUGCCUGGAUACCGACAUCGGUAUCUGGAGAUGGACCAGGCUUCGUGCAUUUGGGAGGACCAGUUGUCACCACCACUUGAAACUGAGAAGCAUUCUUCUGUAUGAUACCAUAUAAUCCUUUGGUAGUUUUCCAUCGUCGUUAUUUUCUACACGACCAUUAUAAGUCUAAGAGUGUUAUUUUAUGAACUUUAAAAAAAAAAAAAUAUAUCAAAAUGUCAGCAAAAGCGAAGGACAUUGCUGAAGUAUCUGAAAAUAAUUUAUUAAUUUAAUUUUUUUUUUAAAUGGGAAUUUCCUCUAUUUGUGUUGGGAGUGCUCUGGUUGGCUAAUAUAAACGUUUAGUCAAUGUGAUAGUAAGUUAGCUACACAUAAACUCUCGUGCUCUCGGCAGAAACACAGAAAACUAGAAACAGGACAUUAUCAGGUGCAGAAAUGCAUGGAUUUUAGAGUGGUUUUAGAUUAAACAGGAACAGAGCACAAAGCCCCGCAGAGCGGCGUGCAUCGGGCGGGCAGCCCCGCCGUCUGCCGCUCCCCUCCUACACGGACACAAGCAGAAACCCUCCUCCCUUGAAGUAUUUUUGGAAAUUUUUUAGCUGCCAGCCAACUAAGGCAAUAGUUGGUGCUCUCCUCCCCGAUUAAGUAAUCGUUUGAAAUGUGGAAGCCGUAGCUGGCAGGGAGCCGUAGGGGAGUUUGAAGCUUUCCCAAAAGAGCUGGAACCAGGUUUUGCCCUGCAGAGUUCAGCAUGCAAAGCGUGUUGCUGGAACCCAAAACUAAACCGUGUGUUGUGGGCUUUAAGAUCAUCCCACACGUUCUGGCCUUUUACCAGAGGUGCAGAGGAUUAGCCGGCAAAGGUUAUCUUUAAAAAAAAAAAAAAUAAAAAAAUUAUAAUAAUUGCCUUCAUUUCACAGGAAAAUUUGUGAAACUGAAUAUUAAAUUAUGUAAUGCGUAUAGGAGAGUAUCAUGCAUUUUAGGAUGGGUUAAAAAACCCUGUUGUGUUCAUCUGGAACAUACAGAUGAUCUCAAAACACUUUGUUUUAAAUCCUAGGGAAAAAUCCUGGUGUUACUGAACGCCAGUGACGAUUUUGCCGUACAGCCAGCCGGUAUUAACGUGUGAUCCUCUGGUUUGACUAUGGGCAGAGAAAUUGCUUGUUUGAUUUUGCUUAGCCAGCCAGAGCGCAGAGGGGUAAAACUGGAAAUACCUGCAGUUUCUUUCUUUCUUUCUUUCUUUCUUUCUUUCUUUCUUUCUUUCUUUCUUUCUUCUAGCACACGAUGCCCCCUUCUAGUGUUAAAAUUGGAGAUGAAUGUGUGAAUAUGUAUUUAAACAUUUAAUUGUAAAUCUUUGUUGUGAUGUUUACAGCCUAAGCUAGAGAGAAGGUGUUUGUCAUUUUUACAGUGCCUCAGAAAUAAUUUCUAUAUCCAUAGUCGUGAAGAGCUUUAAGGUUGGGUUUUUCUUCUGUACGUGUGCAGGGGUGCAAGGUGAACGCAACAUUUCCUGAGAAUGACACAAGUACCAAAACCAACCCAAAGCCUUUGAUGUGCUUUCCCCAUAGCAGCUCGGGACUGAUGCUACCGGGCGAAUGUGUCUGCGUUCGUCGCGGUGCCAGGUUCAAUGUCGCCGCGUGGCUGGAACUCGCCCAUACCGAUUGGAAUUUGGAAGACAAAAAUGAUGCUGAGGAAGGGAUGCCUAAUUCAUAACGGAUCGGUUGGCUCUCUGAAUUUAUGGCACAAGUAUCUGAGGAGCAAAUGGUUGAAAAAAAUAUACUGAAAAUCAGUUGAGGUAUAUAUUAAUAAAGGCGUUUUGCUUUUUUGAGGCCUUAAUGAAAAUAAUGAACCUGCACAGGCCUUAAUGAAUGAAGAUGAACCUAAGUGUCAAAGCAGUGCAGGGCAGAGCGAUUAUUUUCAGCACAGGUAAUGUUCAUAACUGUUCAGUUGAUAACUUCUGUGGGAUCCAAAUCCAAGUCCUACCAAUCCCACCAUCAACAGUAGUUGCUUGUUACCUUCCUCGUGGAGCGCGCAGCGGGCUUGGUGUCUCGUCAGAAAAUCAUCUGCGCUGCGCCAGGUAAAUGAAAUCAUACGGUUCCCCUGACCUCGGGUGUUGAGCUGUAGUUUAUUUCAGCCUGUUGAACAGCAGCGUAAGGGUUGGGGGGCUGGAAGUGACGUCCUUUUCCCCCCAAAACCCGAUAAUGCCGUCUCUGAGGAUACGGUAAAGCUCCUCUGGGGAGUGGGGUUGGGGUCUCCUCUGGCAGCCAGAAAGAGCAGUUGAAUAAAUCACCCACCGAAUCGUGGUGUUUGCACAUCAACAGCAUCCGUCUGUUCCGCAGGGCUUUUCGGGACGCUGGAAAGUUUUUAAAGUGAGCGGAAGUCUUGCUAAUCGUAUUUUCCUAAUAUCCAAUACAGCUGGUGUAAAUAAACCCCGCAUAAACUAUGGACAAAUGAGCUACUGCCUCUGCUUCUCCCGCCUCGCGCCGUGUGGCUUGCCUCUGCUGGUCCUUGCUGGGGUUUUUGUUUGUUUGUUUGUUUUUAAAUCAACCGAUCACAUUGAUCGGGGCCGAUAGCCAGAUGUAGUGUGUCGGGUGUGGAUUUGAAGAGACACUAUCCCUUUUUUCAGUCAUUCAGAUGGAAGUAAGGUGGCGAUUAGUACCUGUGGUGCACUGCUUUGCCAAAGUGAUGCCUUCUGCAUCACAGAUUCCUGAGUGGGCACCUCCACCGGGUUCCUCUGGCCUGGGGUCUGAUUUUGAUGAACAGCUGAAGUGCUUCGCGUCACGUUCUUCCCCUGCUGGUUUCCGCUGUUUGUUUGCCCUUGACUUGCAGGCAGAAGAUCUGUUUCAGCUAUUUGCCAUUUAACCAUGCAGUAUUUCAUUGCGCUUUAUAAAUCUCAAACUUCCAAGUAGUUCCCGAUGAAGCGGUGCGGUGUUGUAGACUUUAAUUGGCCUCUCCAGCUGCAGAAAGGGGAAAAUGAGAUGCCUGAGCCUCCGAGGUUUCAUCUCCCACACACACAAGCAGCGGAAAGGCGAUGUCUGCAGGUAUUUUUUUGCAGGGCGUGCGUGCGGGAGCGGGCGGUGGUUGCUGACAGCGCAGCGUGUCGCGUUCCUGCCUCCUUUGCUUUGCCUUUGCUCGCGUCAGGACUUUCCCAGAGCCGAGAGAUGCUUCCCUGGGGGCGAUGGUGCUUGCAGAGGGGGCCUGCGUGGCAUCAGUGGUGCUGCAAACCCUCCCCUCCAUCAUCCCCCAAGUCAUUUCAUCGCAGGCAACAGUGGAAGUACGAACCUGCCACUUAUUUUAUAAAACAUUAGAAUUAGGAUUUGGGUUUUUUGGUGGUUUUUUUUUUUUUAGGGGAUAAACUCACCACUGCCUUGGCAAAAACAGAAGAAAAAAGGGAUACUCUCUCUUUAGAAAAGCUUUACACAUUAUAUUGUAGAACGCUUGCGUAGAGGGUAAUCUACCUUGAAUUCCCAACCCGGCUUUUGCUUAUGUUGUGCUUUUUAUUGUUUUAUCUUUAUUUUUGAUAUACCUGGAAUGCAGUUUAGCUUGUUAUUAAUUAAAUUCUAAAUAUGUGAGCAUAUUGGCAAAACUGCACAGAUGUAAUGAUAUUCCAAUAGCAAUUGUACUGCACAAGUCAGUGAUUGUAAAGUAUUCUGUAACAAGCAAUGUUUGUCUCCUAUUUUUUGAUACCUCUUACACUUAUGUCUUUUAGAAAGACAGUGCCUCUGUAUGCUUUUUGUAUUUUUACU
Egretta garzetta (little egret) is the source of this 8674-nucleotide messenger RNA. RefSeq names its product rap guanine nucleotide exchange factor 6. Gene Ontology annotation, biological process: small GTPase-mediated signal transduction; positive regulation of ERK1 and ERK2 cascade. The coding region runs from base 209 to 4714 and encodes 1501 amino acids. Gene Ontology annotation, molecular function: protein binding; guanyl-nucleotide exchange factor activity. NCBI's taxonomy places the organism in Eukaryota, Metazoa, Chordata, Aves, Pelecaniformes, Ardeidae. The transcript is spliced from 26 exons. The record is from RefSeq and is a predicted model, not a curated record.